AUGAUGAUAGAUUAUCAGAUAAAAACAGGGAACAUCCACCAAUCAAGCCGGCUGGGGUAUCACCCGCCGGCGACGGAUUUCCCGCGGCCGUCAGAUCUCGUUGUUUUUCUACGCACGCCCCUUCAAAAUAUCAUCUUCAUCAUGGAAGACGACGAUGAAAUCCAGUCACACCCAUCUCCCGGAACCGGAUCUCCGGAAUCCCCACGCUCAGACGGCCGUAUAACGGUAACGGUAGCCGCCGCACCGCCUCAGAAUACCCUGACUCUAGCCCUACCUAUUCAGCAACCAAGAACCAUCGGAAACGGUGGAGGAGGCGGUGGAGGUGGCCGUGAAGACUGCUGGAGCGAAGGGGCCACGGCUGUGCUAAUCGACGCCUGGGGCGAACGGUACCUAGAGCUGAGCAGAGGAAAUCUGAAGCAAAAGCACUGGAAAGAAGUUGCCGAUAUAGUCGGCAGCCGAGAUGAUUACACGAAAACCCCCAAAACCGACAUUCAGUGCAAGAAUCGAAUCGAUACGGUCAAGAAGAAGUACAAGCUUGAGAAGUCCAAGAUCGCCGCCGGUGGUGGUCCCAGUAAGUGGCCUUUCUUCGAAACGCUCGACCGAUUGAUCGGUCCGUCCGCCAAGGUUGCCGCCGGUGUUGCCGGCACGUCCUCAUUAACCCCAGCUCUACCCUCGAAAAUCAGUUCAUCAGUACCAAAAACACCAACCACAGCCCCAGAAACAAAGCAACAGCUUCGGAGAAAACCUCCGGUGGAUUCCGAUGAGGAGUCUGACUCGGAGCCUCCUGCAGACUCAGAUGAUAGUUUUCCGCCGGAGAAUUAUGAGAGGAAAAGGCCUAGGAUACAGAGGGAUCUGAAUCCGACUGUAAUGCGGACUGGCGCUAAUCGAGGAACGGAUGUAGGAGUGGUAGGUAAAGAGAAGAAUUGGGGGAAUUCGGUGAGGGAACUGACUCGGGCGAUACUCAAGUUUGGAGAGGCUUACGAGCAUGCGGAGAGCUCUAAGUUGCAGCAGUUGGUGGAGAUGGAGAAGCAGAGGAUGAAGUUUGCAAAAGAGCUGGAGCUGCAAAGAAUGCAGUUCUUCAUGAAGACACAGUUGGAGCUUUCGCAGCUGAAGCAUAGAAGGGCCGGAAUUAGUAAUCAUCACAGCAAUAACACCAACAACAAGAUCAAUAAUAACAAUAGUGAUAGUAGUAAUUAG
Molecule: messenger RNA, 1197 nt
Organism: Ilex paraguariensis (yerba mate)
Lineage: Eukaryota; Viridiplantae; Streptophyta; Magnoliopsida; Aquifoliales; Aquifoliaceae
Source: the annotation of a GenBank genome assembly